AGUCGUGGACUCUGGGCCUCUGUGACUAUUGUUCACCAUUGUGAAUCUCAAAUUGAGAUUGAGAUUCAGAGUGAGAGAGACUCUUGCUUCUAAAGACCACGGAAAGAUGCCUGUACUCUCUGUCCUUACUCCCGUUGCCGGAGGAGUAAUGAGCAAGGUGGCUUUACUUGCUACAGAUCAGUUGAGACUCGAUAUCAUCUGGGGGUUUCGCAAAGAGAUAAAAAAGCUCAAAGAAACUUCAACUCUGAUUGGAAAUAUAAUCCAUGAUGCCGCUGAUGAUGAAGCUGAAGAUCGGAAACCGCUGGCAAGGGCCGAGUGGAUGAAGAGGCUUAUAAGCGUAGCUUAUAAUGCAGAAGAUAUUCUGGAUGAAGUACAAUAUGAAGUUCAUCGCAUCAUUAUAAAGGAGACAAGCCUCGAUAAGAAGGUACUCGGCUUCUUCUGCAACAAUCCUGUUGUAUUUCGUCUCAAGAUGGCACGCAAGAUUUACAACAUCAACACAUCCUUGGAGGAUCUCAACAACCAAGCAGCUGGCGUGGGACUUGUCAGAUCAAAUGGAGGGGCAGCAGGCAGUCAAGGUAUGCAGGACAGGGAAACAACUUCAUUCUUUGAGAAAAAUGAAUUCACCUUCAAAGAUGCAAUCACUGUUGGAAGGGAUCAGGUUGUGUCAGAUAUAAUUACAACCUUGUCCAACUCCAACAAUCAAGAAAAUAUUCUUUCGGUGAUGGCCAUUGUGGGAUUGGGAGGCCUAGGUAAAACAACUUUGGCUCGCUUAAUUACCAAGCAACUGAAAGAAGGUGAAAUGGAAAAGCACUUUGAUACAACGCUCUGGGUGUACGUAUCUAAUAGUUUUCAUGUCAAUUCAAUUUUACAUCGAAUGAUGCAAUCAUGUGGCGUGACAGGAAUAGACUCUUCAAAUCGGCAAGCAUUGAUGGAAAGCCUCCAGCAAAAGUUGGAACAGAAAAGGUAUUUUCUUGUACUUGAUGACGUCUGGAAUGAGGAUGCUAAUAAGUGGAAUGAUUUGAAGAGUUGUUUGUUGCAACUAAAUUCUGCCAAAGGAAGCUCUGUGAUUGUCACCACCCGUAGAUCCAAUGUUGCAUCAAUCAUGGAAACACUUCCUAGGUGGAAUUUAGAAACUUUAUCGGAUGAUGAAUGUUGGUCCAUAUUGAAGGAUAGAGCAUUUGUAGAUCCUAAUGCUCCCAUAGCUUCAGAACUAGAGGAAAUUGGAAGGGACAUUGCGAAAAAGUGUGUUGGUCUUCCAUUGGCAGCAAAGGUUUUGGGAAGCUUGAUGCGUUCUAAGAACAGUAUGAAGGAAUGGUUGUCAAUUCUAGAAAGUCAGAUAUGGCAGUUAUCAUCCGACAAUGAGGAUAACAGGAUCAUGUCAGUUUUGAAGUUGAGUUUUGACAAUUUGAAAUCACCACUGAAGCAAUGUUUUGCAUAUUGCUCCAUCUUCGAGAGAGGUUCCUCAAUUGAAAGUGAUAGCUUGAUCCAACUAUGGAUGGCUCAAGGUUUUCUCCAUCCUUCUUAUGGUCACCUAACCAAGCAAGAGAUUGAAAUGGAGGAUAUAGGCAAUAAGUAUUUUGAGACUCUACUAGAGAACUCCUUGUUUCAAGAUGCUACACAGUAUGAGGAUGACUGUGGUGUUAUCAUCACCCGAUGCAAGAUGCAUGAUCUUGUGCAUGAUCUUGCAAACGAAGUAUCGAUAUGUGAUAGCUUGACGCCAGACUUCACUCAUGAGAAGGAUGAUCGUGAUAUAAUUAUUCGACGUGUUGCACGGAUUCCUACUGCAACGCUAGAAGAAAUGUCAAAAAGAAGUAUUUCAAGACUGCAAUCACUCUUUUUUAUUGGCCCUGUCUCUAAUACCAUUUUCCAAAAGCUUACAACUUUACAUGUCUUAAGUUUAUCUAGUUAUGAGAUUAAGAAGUUGCCAAAUUUACUUGGCAAGCUGAAGCACUUGAGGUAUCUAGAUCUUUCCGGUACAAAAAUUGAAGCACUUCCAAAAUCUAUUGGCAAGCUCUAUAACCUCCAAACAUUGAGAUUACCGCGGUAUCUCAUAGAGUGUCCAAAGGAGGUUCAACAUUUGAUCAAUUUAAGGCAUCUUUAUUGUGGUCUUAAGGGAACGAAAUUUAAGGCUGGGGUUUUGGAGCGGUUAACUAAUCUCCGAAGAUUGUCUUCCUUUAAUGUGGGUAAGAAGAGAGGUCCUGCAAUUAAGGAGCUGGGUGGGUUGAACCAAUUGAGAGGCCACUUAAUUAUUUGGAACCUUGAACAUGUAAGGGGUGGAAAAGAAGCAAAGAAGGCUCGCUUAGUGCAGAAGAGUCACUUAAGCAAGUUGACAUUUGGAUGGACAUACAAAUACGAUUGGCUACCUAAUGAAAAGCAGACGGAUGUACUAGAUGGCUUGGAACCUCAUGGUAACUUGCAAAGCUUGAACAUUGAGAAUUUCAUGGGUGCUAGAUUUCCGUCAUGGAUAACGAGUCUCCAAAAUUUGAAGCAGAUUCGAUUAGUCAACUGCAACAAUUGUGAAGAAGUCCCAACACUCAGCCAUCUACCUAAUCUAACAUCUCUUGAGAUUGACUGGAUGGUAAAGCUGAAACGUGUGGGAGCUGAGUUUUAUGGUUUUAGUGACACUAGCACGACUUUAUUUCCAGCUCUGAAAACACUAUCUAUCUAUGAGUGCGAAGAGCUCAUUGAAUGGAUGGAAGCACCGAGGAUAUCAGCUGAAGGAGAAGUCGUGAAGGUAUUUCCUUGCCUCGAAGAGUUGAGGAUAGAGUGGUGUCUCAGCCUAGAGUCGAUUCGGAUCACACAAGGCAUCGCAUCUCUCCGUCAAUUGAACAUCUUGUGGUGUAAGGGAUUAUCAAGCCUAGAGGUUGGGCUCGAUUACUGCACCUCUCUUCAGGAAUUGAACAUCUUCAAUUGCGGUAAUCUGACGACAAUUCCAACCGCACGAGGCAUGCCGUCUCUCCGGAAAUUGAGGAUUAAUAGGUGUGGGGGAUUGUCAAGCCUAGGAAGUGGACUCAACUACUGCACCUCUCUUCAGGAAUUGAAGCUAUGGAGAUGUGAUAAUCUAACAUCAAUUCCAAUCACACAGGGCAUCACAUCUCUCCAGCGCUUGACGAUUGGUUCUUGUCAGAGAUUAUUAAGCCUACCGAGUGGGCUCCAAUUCUGCACCUCUCUUGAGGAUCUGGUUAUAAGGGAUUGCUCUAGUCUAGUAUCGAUUUCAGUAUCAUAUGUGAAGUGCGACCACCCGGACUCAACGAAUCAACCGGAGGAAAUUUCUCAAGGUGUUGAUGCUUAUUUGUCUUUACAGGAGGAGGAUUGCCAUACUGUAGAAUCUAUUCCACCUAAUCUUCGUCACUUGUUGAUAUGCCAUUGUGGGAAAUUCAAAUUUGUGCCCACACGGGGAUUCCACGGCCUCACUCGUUUGAAGAAGCUGACAAUUGGUGCGUUCUGGGAGGAGCUGGACGCCUUCCCUGAUUUUCAGCUUCCACCUAAUUCACAACUUGAACGGUUAGAGUUGAGGGGGUGGCCUAAGCUCAAGUCUCAGCUACCUCAACAAAUUCAGCACUUGACUUGUUUAAAAGAACUCUGGAUAAGUGAUUUUAAGGGACUAGAGGCUCUUCCUGAGUGGUUGGGAAAUCUUACAUCUCUUAAGGCUCUGAGAAUCGUGGGUUGUGAGAAUCUCGAGUAUCUGCCUAGACUAAAUGCUAUGAAAAGCCUCACCAAAUUGGAGUGGCUCCAGAUUACAGAAUGUCCCCUGCUCCAGGAAAGAUGCACCAAGGAGACUGGCCCAGAUUGGCCCAAGAUUUCUCACAUCCCAGCCGUUCACCGUAUAGCAUCAACUAUAUGAAUGAGAAGCAUUCCACUUAAGUGGAAGUUAUGCAAUCAAUAUAUGCACUGAGGACAGCCGACAUGAGUGGCUGACAUCUUAUAUUCCAAAGGUAUGCGUUGAAGCUAUGAGAGACCUUCAUAAACUAGCACAGAUUCAUGGGGUUCAAGUUCCAGGGGAAACAUAUGCCUGGAGUGUUUGAAAUUUCAGUUGUGCAUGAAUAUUACGUCCAUUCACAUUCUAAGUUAAACCAGUUCCUAAAAUCAUUGUAAGCUUUUCAAACCAGCCUCUACCUCUGCUUCCCUCCUGGUGUUCCUCUUUAAUUUGAUUCACCAGUUUUAAAAUGCAUUGUUCUCUGCUCUAUAGGCUAUUUACUUGCUACAGUUUUUCCCAGGGCUGGCUUUAUAGUUGUUUUGGCAUAAUUUGAAAAUUCUCACCAGGCCGCUCUAUCCUGCUCAAAUGGAACAACAACUUAACUGGAUCUGGUGCCAACUAAGUACAGGUACUUCAGUUCUCCAUCUUAUGUAUGUUUUCGUUUCAUUGAAUGGCUGAAUGCUAUGCCUUCUCAUGCAUGUUCUGUUUUAUUCCUUUUAUUUUCCCUCAUUUGUUGGUUUUUGUUUUUCUUCUUUCUUA
Molecule: messenger RNA, 4456 nt
Organism: Rosa chinensis
Lineage: Eukaryota; Viridiplantae; Streptophyta; Magnoliopsida; Rosales; Rosaceae
Product: putative disease resistance protein RGA1
Exons: 4
Coding region: 107-3844 (1245 amino acids)
Biological process (GO): defense response to other organism
Molecular function (GO): ADP binding
Source: RefSeq, a predicted model, not a curated record